CUGUGAAUGGAAAGAGCUGCCUUUUUUUGUAUAUAAAGAAUCCGAGCCGUAUGAUCUCAAGUAAGAUCGAGACCCGACUUUAAUUUGAUUAAAUCAAGGAUUUUCUGGUUUUGUUCACCGCUUGCUGGGCUGGCCGUGUAUGAAAAUGGACCAGGCGGCGAGCCGCUACCAAGUGUUGCACAAUGAGGAUGACUCCUCUGAAGGGGCCGCCAGUGCUGAACCGUCCACAUCCACCCAGGCCGUUGGCGCUUUGGAGGGAAUCAGCAACCUAGCAGUGGAUACAGAAGCUCCACCUCCUCCAUAUGCAAGCGUGGCACUUGGAGCAACAGCUGCACCAGAAAGCACAUUUGCAGGGGACUUUCCCGUUCCUCCACCAUACAGCAUUGCCACGUCUCUGCCCACUUACGAUGAGGCAGAGAAGGCCAAAGCAGCAGCCAUGGCUGCAUCCGCGGUGGAGGUCAUUCCACGAGAUGAAGAUUUUCCGGUUCGGGAUGACUUCAGUGAUGCAGAUCAGCUGAGAGUGGGAAAUGAUGGGAUCUUUAUGCUGGCCUUUUUCAUGGCCUUUCUUUUCAACUGGAUCGGGUUUUGCUUGUCCUUCUGUUUGACCAAUACCAUUGCUGGUCGAUAUGGUGCUAUCUGCGGCUUUGGCCUUUCUCUUAUCAAGUGGAUCCUCAUUGUCAGGUUUUCAGAUUACUUUACCGGGUACUUCAAUGGACAGUACUGGCUCUGGUGGAUUUUUCUGGUUCUUGGGCUCCUGCUGUUCUUCAGAGGGUUUGUGAACUACCUGAAAGUGCGUAACAUGUCAGAAAGCAUGGUUUCCUCACUCAGAACCCGCUUCUUCCUCCUGUACUAGAGGUCGCCUCACCAAAACAUUCCUCCCUAAUGUGAAAUUCCUUCAUGAUUUGCAACCCGUCAAAUGAACUGGACUGGAUCCCACUGAGGGGAAGAGGAAGAAGAGAGAGAGAGAGAGAAAAUCAAACACAAAACGAGUAUCUCUGCCAAAUGUUUUGAACUCAACCCGGUGAAAAUGAACUCUGAACGAGUGCAAAUCAGCUCCCAGUAUUCAGUUUUUUCAGAACUUCCCUGCCUCCCAAAAACUUCUUAAUACUGUAUUGCAAACAUACACACACAAAAACUUACCAAACAUUGCAUGAAAUGUAAUGGAUUUAUGUGUAUCAGCAAAAAUGACUAGAAAAUAUGCAGUCCAGACCAAUGUUGGGUACGUUACUUCAAAAUAGUAAUUAUUAGUUACUAAUUGUAUCAUUAAAUUACUUUGUCUGAAAAGUAGCUUAAUUGCUCAAUAUUUUAUUUAAUUACUUGACUCAGUUCUACUUAAAAUCAUCGUAAAUAUCAAGCAUGUGCAUCACUGUUUCUUCAUCAUGUGUAAUCGUCUUUGCUUAGUUCUUUGCUUAGUCCAAAGUGCAAAAUUUUCAUAUGUGUCUUUUUUUCCUGUAUUUAAAUCCGGAAUUUUUUUUCACACACACAAACCUUGCACACCGAGUCCAAUACAUAUGAAUUAAUCUAUUGCAAAAUAAUUCAUAAAACAAUAGAUGAAUUACCGGUGUGCUAACAUUCAGGAUAUGCGCUUGCAGCGAGGUUGCAGUAAAAAACCAUGAGCUCUAGCAUUUACAGCGAGGGAAUGACAUCCGAUGCCGUACAGAGUUUGUUGUUGCCUUAGAAAUAAGUUCUAUUGAUUACAUAUUAUAUAUAUUAUUUACAUAAUGCUUUCAGUAUAUUAUAACAGCUCGUCACCCAGUGAUAAACACAGUUAUUCAGCAAAAUUAAUGUUGAAGUGAGCGGCGUUCGUCUGACAGGUCCAUUUGCGAUAGCACCCUCCCAAUAGAUAUUGGGUAGGAUGAAAUGGCCAAGCAUACAGCCCCAAAAUAUACAAAUAUCUCAUUGAAACUCCAAGUGUUUUUACAAGAGAAGUUAAAGGCCUGUAAGUCUUUGGAUGCCAACAAUUUUGUUCUGUGUGGUCAUGUGCAAGAAAUAAUGCUCCAUGAUUACCAGAUUGAAAACUUUGUAGUACCAAAAACCGAGGUUCUGCCUAGCCAAAGACAAGGAAAGAAGACGGAGCUAUACAAGGGCUGGCUAAUCAUCAACAAGCAAAACAACAGCAUUCUGACAGCGAACUGCACCUGUAGCAGGGUAUGUGAACUUACAUGUUUAUAUUUCAAUCUAAGCAUUCAGUGUCGGCAGUUUAAUACACCAUACCAACUGUUUUUGCUAAAAUCAUUGCUGCAAUCAAAAGCGGGUAAUGUUUAUGAUUCAGCGUAGCGUAAACUUACCUGACAUAAAAUAAGAAAUGCAGAGUCCAACAUUUUUAAUUAGGUCCUCACUCCAUUCAGCUCCCCUUUAGCCAAAGACAUCUGCAGUUGGCAUUAAAACCAGUGUGGUGUACAGUAAAAUUUUAGUUUUGUUGAAGCCUGCAUUGUUUAUAGCAGAGGUGCUCAAUCCUGUUCCUGGAGAUCUACCUUCCUGUACAGUUUAGCUCAGGGAUGGGCGAACUUGAUCCUCGAGGGCCGGUGUCCCUGCAGAGUUUUGUUCCAACACUAGUCAAACACACCUGAACAAACUAAUCAGUGUCUUCAAGAUCACUUGAACUCUAUAGGGAGGUCUGUUUGAAUAGGGUUGGAGCUAAACUGUGCAGGUCACCGGCCUUCCAGGACAGAGAUUGCCCACCCCUGGUUUAGCUCCUACCCUGAUCAAACCCACCUGAACCAAUUAAUCAGGACCUGAAAUCCACUUGAUAAUUACAGACAGGUGUGUUUGAUAAGGGUUGCAACUGAAAUCUGCAGAAGGUAGAUCUCCAGGAACAGGAUUGGCCACCCCUGGUUUAUAGUGUAUGUGACAUAUUCUGAGACAAAAACGUAAUGUGCAUGUAAUGGACCUUUUUGUAAUAACAGAGGUUUAAUAACAGAAAUUUACCAGAAAUCUAAAUUUAAGGAAAUUUCUGUAAUUUAAUGUCAGUUAUUUUACGUUUUUUUUUCGGCACCCCAGCUGCCGUAUAUAAACCGUAAAGUUACAGAUUUUUUUUACAGUGCACAUUUUGUAAUAGACGUGCCAGGCACGAAAGCUUGUAACAACAGUAACUAAAGAGGGUGGUGCUUAGCGAAGGGUCAGUUGCUGGAUUAUAUUGAGCAUAUAGUGUCACACUAGAGGACAUGGUUUUCAAUGACAAAAAUCUAUCAUUGUUUUAGAAAUGUGUAUAUAAAAAAAUAGCCACUUGUAAAAUUAGGCAUCUUUUCAAUUUAUAAUAGUUGCCAAAUAUAUGCUUGAGCCAAAAUACAUAAUAACACAGCAGUUUUUAUAGAAGUCAAAUAACUGAUGACAUUUACUGCAUUUUAAUUGCUACUCAUAUUCAGUUCACUACAGUGAAAAUGCUACGUCACAUCAACAAACUGAUUUGGGCUGUUGAAUUUAUGCACUGCAUUAAGGGUGCUUUCACACUAGCACUUUUGGUCCGCACCCAGGUUCAUUUGACGUCAUAGUACGGUACGUUUAGCUAGUGUGAACGUGUCUUCUGAACUCGGGUGCGCAACCGUGAACCGUACCAGAGUCCGCCUGAAAGAGGUGGUCUGGGGUACGGUUCAUGAGAACUCUAGUAUGGUUCACUUCUGAUGUAAAUGCAAUCAUACCAAAUAACGGAAGUGAAACGCCAACUGUACAACAAACUAUCGUUUUCAUAACGUUCGUUCGUUCGUGUGUGUGUGUGUGCCACGUUUCGUAACUUGGUGACGCGUGCGGGUCUGAGCCAGGGCAAACACAGUGAUGCACAGGGAUGUCUGCUUGUCUACUCCAAAAACAGCUCCUGCAGACGCUGUGUGAUGUCUUGAAUGUUUCUAACAUUUUUGAGGCAGAUGGACGCGAGUCGCUUUCUGCAUGUCCAAAACCAAAAGCUUCAGUUAAAGCAGAAUGUACGCGAUGUGCGGACGUCUUUCCAUUUUGGCACUUGCUUUCGUGACUGUCGCCUAGCAACGGCUGUAAACAAAACAGCAGCUCAGUGAUGCAAGCGUACCGGGGUUCAGAAGGAAAAAAGACAGUAUGAACACAAAACAACCGAGGAGGUGGCAAGGGGAGACAAUCGAACUUGGGUACGGUCCAGGCAAUUGAACCAAGUGUGAAAGCACCCUAAAAGAUCUGCGUGGGACUAAAUUUUAAAUCCCGCUUCCGCCAGGUUUUAGCCCGAACCCGACCGCUCCUGCUUGUAUUCAGCAUUUGUUGUCCCGCUGCCCGACGCGCCCUGCCCCGUUUUCUACCCGCCACGCCCGUUCCUGCUAAAGAGUGGGGGGAGAACUAAACCGAAAACCACCCAGCUAUACAGAGUCCAGACAGCCUAUAACAAGCUGUCUGUAUCAACACACACACACACACACACACACAUAAGCGCCAAGCAAGUGACAAACACACACACACCAACACCAACAAACAAGCUAAACGCAGCAUCACGCUGUCUCAUUCACACACAUACAUAUGCGAGCGAGCGAGUCGGGAGCGAUAUUGCUAGACUGCCGCUCCCGUCCAAAAUUAAACCAGUUACUGACCGCUCCCGUGCUUUUUUAGGAAAUUUAUUCCCAUGCCGCAGAAAUCUGGUCGGGUCCCGCGGCUGCAGAAUGCAGACCUCUACCCUAAAUAACUAAUUAGAUUACCUAAAAAAUAAAGAGAAUCCUUUACUUUUUUCAGAUUAAAAGUAAUUUAAUUACACCCAACACUGGUCAAGACCUCCUAUGCAAUGUCUUUUAACAAACUUGGUUAGAUUGAUGCUACUAGACUAGUUUAAUUCCCUUUUGCUUCAUUGCAUCCAAGGCCUUGAUUGCAUUGCAGUGUCAAUGAGAGAAGAAUAGUUUUAGGUAGAAUUUGACUAGUAAGCUAUAAUUGCAGUUUCUCCUCUUCUUAACUCUCGCUUAACUUUAUAGUAAAUGAUUAAGUAAUUUCAUUGAUGUGUUUCGAACUGGAAACGGAAUUUGUACUUAUCCUGAAAUAUAUAUUUGCCUUUUGCACCUUGGUUUAGUUUCCUUCCUCCCUCUUUUGAUUUCAGUGUUUGUUGUUAUUAAGUUGUGCUCAAGCUGUGACCUGCUUAGAUGACUUUAGUUACUUGAAUGCCUGAAUGCUAAUGUCAUUUGUUUCUAUUAAUCACAAGCCUCUUCAGCAAUAUCAGAUAUUCAGACAAAUGCAUGGUUAACUCAGCGGAUUAACUGACUGAUCCAGUAAACAGACAAUACUUAAGGAUUUUGGAUGAGAUGAUUGUGUGCUGUAUGUUUAUUCUCUUGUCUUGCAUAAUGCCAAUAAAAUUGGAAACUCUGCGUA
Molecule: messenger RNA, 5307 nt
Organism: Danio rerio (zebrafish)
Lineage: Eukaryota; Metazoa; Chordata; Actinopteri; Cypriniformes; Danionidae
Gene: ndfip2
Product: Nedd4 family interacting protein 2
Biological process (GO): vacuolar transport; metal ion transport
Cellular component (GO): endomembrane system; membrane; cytoplasm
Source: RefSeq, marked validated